Molecule: messenger RNA, 2250 nt
Organism: Candidula unifasciata
Lineage: Eukaryota; Metazoa; Mollusca; Gastropoda; Stylommatophora; Geomitridae
Source: the annotation of a GenBank genome assembly
AUGAGCACUGACCAGCAGGCAGAGAGAGGAACAUGGAAACAGAAACAAGUUCUCGGACAAGGUGGAUUUGGAACUGUAGAACUUUGGUAUAAUGAGAAAGCUCAAGAGCAUAUAGCCAUAAAAAAGUGCAAGUUGAAGAAUGAUAUGCCAGAAAAGAUGUGGGAUCGUUGGAAGAUGGAAGUCUACAUAAUGAGCAAGCUGAACCAUGAAAACGUCAUCAAGGCUGUGCUAGUUCCACCUCAGCUGGAGCCAAAUUCAGGGGAGCCCCCAGUCCUGGCCAUGGAGUUUUGUGAAGGUGGAGAUCUCAGGAAGAUUCUCAAUCUGCCAGACAACUGCUAUGGUUUACCAGAAAAGGAAAUCAGACAGUUGGUGACAGGUGUAGGAAGUGCGGUGGAGUAUCUUCACAGCAAUCGCAUCAUUCACAGAGAUCUGAAGCCUGAGAACAUUGUCCUGAAACAUCUCGAUGACAACAGGACUGCGUAUAAAAUCAUAGACUUGGGAUAUGCUAAAGAACUUGACAUCACCAGCAUUUGUGAUUCUUUUGUGGGAACAGUUCAGUAUUUGGCGCCUGAAUUAUUCAUUUCCAAACCUUACUCCAAGACAGUCGACUAUUGGUCAUUUGGGUGCAUGAUAUUUGAAUGUAUCACUGGAUUUAGACCGUUCCUUCCAACAGCACCACCUGUCGAAUGGCACGCUGAAGUGUGCAAGAAAUCCCCGGAUGAUAUCAGUGUACAGUAUGAUGAGAACAAGCAGAUCAAAUUCUCCAAGAAACUUCCUUUUCCAAAUCAGCUAUGCAAACCAUUUCAGAACUAUUUUGAGCAGUGGUUGCGGUUGAUGCUGAGGUGGGACCCUAAGGCCAGAGGUGGGGGAAUUAUUCAAGUGCAAGGUGUGGAGAGAUCAAAAUGUUUCUACUUGAUUGAACAAAUGAUGUCGCUGAAGAUUUUACAGAUCCUUCAUGUGGAGGCCAACAGUAUUCUUUCAUACCCAAUCAAUGAGAGCCAUACUAUUGCCAAUUUGAAAGAAGCUAUAGAAUUUGAAACAGGAAUCCCAGCAGCACAGCAAGAGAUCAUUCUAGCUACAGGGGCCAAAAUGAGUCCUACAGAUUUGGCACUUAAUGCUUAUUGUGAACCUUUGACUGACGACCCUGUGGUUUUCCUGUACCGUAAAGGACCCAUGCAGUUACAACAAAGAAAGAAUAAAAUACUUCCUGUGGCUGUCCAGGCAAUCGUCAAGGAUCCUAACAUCUUGCUGCCUCCACGAGAUCAUCGCAAGGCCUGGGCGCAGGCUGUCUACUGGUUUACAGAACAGAACAGGGAUUACAAAAGACUCAUUCUGAGUCAUAGAGCAGCAUUGUUGAACCUGCUACUGAGUAACACUUCACUAACUAAGAAGAAAUCUUUUAUGUGCAGCGAGAUUGGCAAACUUCUGGCUUGUAAGGAACAGUUCCAGGCCAGUUUGGACUUUGACAUGCAACAGUAUCGAGAUACUUCAGUUGUUUGUGGCAAAGUUUUCAAUGGGAUCAGUGGAGAGAUGCUCCUCCAGUGGGCACAGAUGGCUCAGAAAAUAGACUCCUUUAUUGCUUUGAAUGACCGAGUGAAACAACUAGAUGCUAAAGCUACAGCAGUGACCACAGAAAUAGUUGAGAUUCAGCGAAGCCCAUUCUCCAGACUAAAACAAGCAAAUGAAUUGGAGGAAUUUGAGAAGAAAGCCAAACAACUGUAUGCAGAGCUUCUAAGGGCAACUCAAGGUGACUCGUCACAUGAAAUAAUGGAUCACGUUGGCAUGGUGGAAUUGGUCGGCAAAUGCUACUUGAAGAGAGAUGAAGUGACGAAAAUCCUGUACAAACACCUGAGUAAAGUGAUGGACUGCCAGCACCGACUGGACCCUCUGCUGCCCCAGCUGGAGAUGGCCUGCACUGAGAUUGAGGCUGCAAGAAAACAGUUGGUGUCCAUGCAGUGCAAGAGACAGGCAGAUCUGUGGGCCUUGUUGAAUCACACAGUCAAUGGGACCAGUAAUCCCGAGGAAGACACUAAUGCUCUGAACACAAUAACUCUUACAUCACCAUCACCCAGCUUUGUCCAGAACACUGCCAUGCAGGAACUACCCUCGAUGGAGUCAACUUUAGAAUCUAUCAGACUGAUGGAUGACUGCAAAACAAAUUCGCAGAGGUUGCAAGACAUGGUGACUACAAUGAUUAAAGAACAAGAAGAAAGUAUGCUCUACUUCUCAUCCUUGGACAGCACCAGAUGA